Molecule: messenger RNA, 446 nt
Organism: Aspergillus costaricaensis CBS 115574
Lineage: Eukaryota; Fungi; Ascomycota; Eurotiomycetes; Eurotiales; Aspergillaceae
Exons: 1
Coding region: 17-181 (54 amino acids)
Source: RefSeq, a predicted model, not a curated record
CCGGCCGGAAUGUGAUAUGGCCCCCAACUCCCGGGUCUUGUGCAACCGUCAGCACGAGCGAUCUCAACGCAUCAAUCUAUCCAUGCCUCUCUGGUCGAUGAUGACCGGUCUCCCAACUAGGGAAAGGGAAUUCGCGCGUCGAUUGGCUGUGUUCCCCUCAACUGUUCAGAGACGACCCUAAAAAACCACACUAAAUCAGCUUCAAACCACCCCCGGUCGUCUCUUCAGCACGCCAACCAUAGCCGAAUUCAGCCCGAGCCCGUCGCUUUCCUCCGGACAGACUCGGACGGAGUCGAUUGGACGGGCGCGUGCGGAGGGGAAAUUCGACGUGAAAUCACUGUCUCCAGCACGGCGGCCACGACCGCUAGUUGGUUUCCCCAUCCCAUCCUUCUCUCCUUUUCCAGAGCGUUAUUGGUGCCGUAAGAAAGGGCCAGGAAUGAGUUUAG